ACACAUUUACAAGGAAGAGUCUAGCCUUCAGAGUACAGAGAAGCGAACUACGGCGCGGAGUAUAUAAUCCUGCAAUCGUCUUCACCCAUCACAGUCAAUCGUUCGGCUUCGUACCGCGCAUAUCUAAUUCACAUUUCCAAAAUGAAAUUGUUCGUAGUCGCCGCCGUCCUCGGAGUGUGCGCCGCCGGGCGUUUGGACAACACCUACCUGCCUCCUGGCUCAGGAGGCUCUGGAUUUGGCCAAGGAGGCUCUGGAUUUGGCCAAGGAGGCGCUGGAGGUUUCGGCCAUGCCGCGGCUGGCGCUGGAGGCCACGCUGGAGGCUUUGGACAGAGAGGAUCUGCUGGUUUCGGCCAAGGCGGAGCUGGAGGUUUCGGAGGCGCUAGCCACGGCGGAUUCGGCCAAGGAGGCGCUGGCCACGGAGGUUUUGGCCAAGCCGGCGCUGGCGCUGGCGGUUUCGGACAAACCCAACACGGCGGCAACCUCUACAACUCCGGCGGCUACCAGCAAUCAUACAGCCAGCAAAGCUCCCGUCCCCAAGACGCCGGCGCCCAAAUCCUGAGGUCCAACAGCGAGGUCACAGCUGAGGGCUUCUCUUACGACUUUGAGACCUCGAACGGCAUCCGCGCUGACGCUCAAGGAGUGGCCACUAACGGAGUACAAUCCCAGGGCAGCUUCGGGUACAAGGGAGACGAUGGCCAGGACUACAGCAUCACGUACACCGCUGAUGAGAAUGGAUACCGCCCCCAGGGUGCCCACCUCCCCACCCCGCCCCCGAUCCCGGAGGAGAUCCUGAAGUCCCUGGAGCAGAACGCCCGUGAUGAGGCUGCUGGCAUCUCUGACGAUGGCGCCUACCACGGCGAGGACGCUGGUUCAGGCUCCGGUUCCGGCUACUCCGGCAACCAAUACCAGCAACCAUCCGGCCAGUACGGCGCUCCCAGCCGAACCUUCCAGCAGCCCAAGAACUUCGGUGGCUCCUCGGGUAACUUCGGUGGCUCUUCUGGUAACUUCGGUGGUUCUAGCUUCGGUGGCGCCGCAUCCCGCCAAUACCUGGCCCCCAAGGCUAGCCCUAAUGGCUCAGGAAACUUCAACUCUAGGACCGGAUACCAAUAUUAGGGGCUCACGACAAAUGAAUAC
Cydia amplana is the source of this 1134-nucleotide messenger RNA. It is a transcript of the gene CPR15, whose product is annotated as pupal cuticle protein 36a-like. Lineage: Eukaryota; Metazoa; Arthropoda; Insecta; Lepidoptera; Tortricidae. The transcript is spliced from 3 exons. Gene Ontology annotation, molecular function: structural constituent of chitin-based larval cuticle. The coding region runs from base 142 to 1113 and encodes 323 amino acids. Gene Ontology annotation, cellular component: chitin-based extracellular matrix. The record is from RefSeq and is a predicted model, not a curated record.